Helobdella robusta is the source of this 330-nucleotide messenger RNA. RefSeq lists its product as hypothetical. Gene Ontology annotation, molecular function: promoter-specific chromatin binding. The record is from RefSeq and is a predicted model, not a curated record. Gene Ontology annotation, biological process: negative regulation of transcription by RNA polymerase II. Bases 1 to 330 code for a protein of 109 amino acids. Gene Ontology annotation, cellular component: PRC1 complex. Lineage: Eukaryota; Metazoa; Annelida; Clitellata; Rhynchobdellida; Glossiphoniidae. The transcript is spliced from 4 exons.
AUGAACUUACUGCCUGACACUGAGAAUAAAAUUAAGGUGAUGGAUUUGAAUCCCCAUCUGCUGUGUUCGCUGUGUAGCGGCUAUAUGAUUAACGCCAGUACCAUCAUAGAAUGUCUCCACUCGUUUUGUAAAUCGUGCAUAUACAGCUACGUAGAGUCCAACAAGUAUUGUCCUAUCUGUGAUGUACAGAUCCAUAAAACUAAGCCACACACCAAUAUUAAGCCUGACAAAACCCUGCAGACGUUGAUCUAUAGACUGGUGCCUAACCUGCUGAAAAAUGAGAUGCAAAGAAGACAAACAUUUUUUGACGAAAAUCCGUAUGUUGGUUAG